CCGGUCACAUCACUGUGCCAUUUGACACCGAACAUUUUGCUGUGUGGUACUGAGAAUGGGCAAAUUUUGGGUUAUUCGUGGAAGAGCUUAGUGCGUGUGGGCUCUCAAGGGUCACACGGGAGCGGCAGCACGUCUCAAUCGGGCGUGGCUGAGGUCGACAUGAAGCCGGAGUUUGCGUUUACGGUGCCAGGUGGGGAUGCACUGUCCAGUGGUGGUGAUGUGUUGAUGGGGGGCAAUGGUGCUGGUGAGGUGAAUACGAUAGUGAAGCUGCGGGAUGGAGACGAGACUGCUAAAGUGGCGUACGCGGGUGCGAUGGAUUUCGGCAUAAGGGUGGUGGAUGCGGAGCGAUUUGAUAAGGUGAUCUCGGUGCUCAGUGGUCAUCGAUCGCACGUGAAUGAGCUGGUUGCACGAUCUGAAAAUGAACUGAUCAGUGCAUCGGAAGAUGGCACUGUACGGGUGUGGGACUUGAGGACUAAGGGAUCUUCGUCGAGGGUGAUUGAGGUGUGGCAGAACAGAGAGUUGAAGCAGGAAGGAGAGCCACACCGGGGCAAAGGGGUAUGCGCUUUGGCGGCUGAAGGCUCUCUGAUGGUCUGUGGAGGGGACGUGCCAUUAGGGUUGUGGCAUCUUGACUCGAGCUCGUUGAUAAAGCCGUUGGUGUGUGGUGAUAACGGUAACAGUAAUAGUGAUAGUAAUGAUAGUACUGAUAAUGGAAGUAAUAAUAAUAGUAAUAUAAAUGUAAAUGAUAGUAAGAAGUAUGGGAAUGUUCGUUAUUUGAGUGCUAAAAUGAAUGCACAGAAUAUUUUAUGUGGUGGAACUAGCCCGUUGCUUCAUCAGGGCGUGUGUGCGGUGGUGGGCGGGGCAUGUGAUCAUUUGCACGCGUUUGACUGUCAAUCGAAGCUCCGCCCACUACCGUACUUGUUUCGCAGCCAUAUUUGUUUGGUGACUAGUGUACUAGUGUUCGUCGGGGUCUCUGUGGUCCAUGUCGGGGAAUCCGUUCCCGGGCAAUUUUGCUCCCCGUAUUCUUGGUCAGGUGCAGCCAUAGCGAACGGAUGCCUGCCCGUGCGGGCACUUGUACCCAUUUUCGUCCAUUUUGCUCCCUGA
Messenger RNA from Anisakis simplex (herring worm), 1101 nucleotides. Lineage: Eukaryota; Metazoa; Nematoda; Chromadorea; Rhabditida; Anisakidae. The record is from the annotation of a GenBank genome assembly.